Quercus lobata is the source of this 1119-nucleotide messenger RNA. RefSeq names its product protein FAR1-RELATED SEQUENCE 5-like. The record is from RefSeq and is a predicted model, not a curated record. Bases 1 to 1119 code for a protein of 372 amino acids. Lineage: Eukaryota; Viridiplantae; Streptophyta; Magnoliopsida; Fagales; Fagaceae. The transcript has a single exon.
AUGGAUCAUGAUACAGAGAACGAAGGGAAGACUGAUUUUAUUGAUUUGGAAAAACAUUGGAGUACUAUUCUCGAAAAAGGAAUAGAUCAGUUGACUGAUGCCCAAAUAACUGGUUUGAAAUUCAGUUCCCUAGAUGAUGGUGGAGAGUUUUAUAACACAUAUGCAAAGUUGGUUGGGUUUAGUAUUCGUAAAGAUGAGAUAAAGCGUAAUAAAGAUAACAUUGUGACUUCUAGAAGAUGGGUUUGUGCAAAGGAAGGGUUGCGAAUUAGGAAAAAUGAGUCCAAUGUAAAUUGCAUGCGUGAGAGACCAAUAACAAGAAGUGGUUGCAAGGCCGCUUUUCGUAUUAGGUUUGAACGAAAGUUAGGUGAAUGGGUGGUAGGAGAGUUUAAAAGGGAGCAUAAUCAUGACUUAGUUCCGCAAUUUGAGACUCAAUUUCUCCGUUCACAUAGGACUAUUAAGGAUUCUGAUAAGGCUCAGAUUAUAGCAUUGCAUAAUGUUGGGGUCAAAUCAAAUCAAAUCAUGGAUCAUAUGAUCCAACAAGCUGGAGGAUACGAGAAUAUAGGGUUCACUUCAAAAGAUCUCUACAAUUAUGUAGCGGAAAUUCGCAACAACAAUACGCGAGAUGGUGAUGCUGAAUGUGCUUUGGGAUAUUUACAAGCAAAAGUAGACAUGGACUCCUCAUUUUUUUUUAAAUACACUGUUGAUGAAGAAAGCCGUUUGGCUAAUCUGUUUUGGACAGAUUCUCAAAGUCGUUUAGAUUAUGCAUGUUUUGGAGAUGUAGUCGCGUUUGAUACAAGAUAUAAGACAAAUGUAUACAAAAAACCCCUUGUUAUAUUGGUAGGAGUCAACCACCAUCGGCAAACUAUAGUAUUUGGUUUUGGAUUAUUGGUUGAUGAGACCGUUGAAACAUAUACUUGGGUGUUGCAAAAUAUGCUUGUAGCAAUGAACAAUAAGACCCCUAUUUCAGUUGUGACAGAUGGGGACAAAGCAAUGAGUAGAGCUAUUAAAACGGUUUUUCCAAAGUCUCGACAUUGUUUAUGUGUGUGGCAUCUUGAAAGGAAUGCUUUUGCAAAUCUACAUGAUAAAGUAUAUGAAAGUUUUAUUAGGUGUAUGGUAUGA